Messenger RNA from Fusarium falciforme, 627 nucleotides. Its product is annotated as N-acetyltransferase domain-containing protein. The transcript has 2 exons. Lineage: Eukaryota; Fungi; Ascomycota; Sordariomycetes; Hypocreales; Nectriaceae. Gene Ontology annotation, molecular function: acyltransferase activity, transferring groups other than amino-acyl groups. Bases 1 to 627 code for a protein of 208 amino acids. The record is from RefSeq and is a predicted model, not a curated record.
AUGUCUUUUGAGAUUGUUGUCCCCUCCGAGAAUGACGCCCCCAGCAUGGCCAGUGUCCAUCUGGACGCAAUGGAUCCCAAUUUACUGAUGCAUGCCCAAUUUCCGAACACCGAGAGCCUGGAAUUCCUUCGAGGCUGGCUUUGCAGAGAGACGUUGGAUCACGUCCGUAGCGACGACAGGGGCGUCCUCAUCGCCCGAGACACAGACACCGGGAAGAUAUUGAGCUUUGUCAAGUGGGCGAUUCAUGGCCUGCGGCAAACGCGGUCGGAGACCGAAGACGAAUUCCCGGCUUGUUGCCGGCAGGAGUAUCUCGACUCAUAUGCAGCUCUCACCAAAGAAGCAAGAGUUAAGGUGCUCGGUGAUAAGCCGCAUUACCACGUGUCAUAUCUCUGUACGGAUCCAAAGCUCGGUGGUCGAGGAGCUGCUUCUGGGCUGCUUCGACGAGUUCAGACCGAGGCAGCAGCCGAAAAUGCAGCAGUUAUUCUUGAGGCUACCAUGAACGCCGUGACCUUUUAUGAGAGGCUCGGCUUCAAGGUCCAAGAGAAACUCGAAAUGACUCUCCCAGCACGAGGAUCCAGCGAGCCAACCGAGCUCUACGAGGAGAGGACCAUGGUCUGGGCGCCUUAG